CGCUGAUGCGCUGGCGGCGCUAGCUCCCAAUAUUUCUCUUCUGCAUUGUGACAAGACUAAAUUGAAAUGGCUGGAACAAUCUGCAGGGGAUCUUUCUACAAGCUUCAAGGACUUGGCCUCCAACAAUCGUUAAUCAGAACUUUCUCCUUCUCCCAAUCUUCAAUGGCAAAGAUCCUGCAGGAACCUAAUCUACGCUUUGUCCCCGAGAGCAACCCAGUUCUGGAGAGUGAUAUCAAACUUGCAGACUUUGUUGAAAAGCACAAAAGGAUUUUCGUCCUUACUGGGGCUGGUAUGUCAACUGCUAGUGGAAUACCUGAUUACCGAUCAGAGGGGGUGGGGCUCUAUGCAAGGGGUGACAAACGCCCAAUUCAACAUGGAGACUUUUUAAAAAGUGAGAAAAACCGGCAGAGAUAUUGGGCUCGAAAUUAUGUUGGCUGGCCCAAAUUUUCAUCGGUCUUGCCAAAUAGUGGACACAAGAUUCUUAGUGACUGGGAAAAAAGGAAGAAAAUCUCCUGGCUUGUGACCCAAAAUGUUGAUGCUCUUCACCACAAGGCUGGGAGCAGGAACGUGACUGAGCUGCAUGGUUGUUCUCACCGGGUGGAGUGUUUGCAGUGCGGUUCUGGCAUGAUGCGUCAUCGGCUCCAGGAGUUGAUAGCGGACAUGAAUCCACACUUCCAUGAAGAAUCUCUUGACAUUGCCCCAGAUGGUGAUGUGCAGCUUUCAGAUUAUCAAGUUAGGAGUUUUCAGGUUCCAUCUUGUCCUUCUUGUGGCGGCGUCCUCCAACCUCAGAUUGUAUUCUUUGGUGCCAACGUUGCCAAACCCAUUGUAAUGUUCGUCUUCAGGAAAGUGGAAGAAUGUGACAGCGUAUUGGUCCUUGGGUCUUCACUGGAGGUUUACUCUGGGUACAGGUUUGUUGUUGCCGCCUCAAAACGUGAGCUACCGAUAGCCAUCGUCAAUAUUGGCCCGACACGUGCCGAGGACCUAGCCACAAUCAAAAUCCGUGGACAAUGUAUGGACGUACUUGAACGGACUGAUGCUCUCUUGCAAGAACGAUUCAAAGCCAGUUAAUUCUGAUGCGACUGAAUUUUGGAUUGGCUAAAGUAAAGGCCUUGGGUGCCCAAUGAUGUAGAUGUAUGUCUCUUACGCCUGGCUGUUAGGUGCCCAAGGGCAAAGAUCAACAUUGCAACAAAGGGUUUGAAGUUCAAAAGCGAAGCAUUGGUUUGUAAAGCAUAGAUUAUUGUGAUUCUAGAUGCUCU
This is a messenger RNA of Lineus longissimus, 1256 nucleotides long. RefSeq names its product NAD-dependent protein lipoamidase sirtuin-4, mitochondrial-like. Gene Ontology annotation, cellular component: nucleus; mitochondrial matrix. Gene Ontology annotation, molecular function: NAD+ binding. NCBI's taxonomy places the organism in Eukaryota, Metazoa, Nemertea, Pilidiophora, Heteronemertea, Lineidae. The record is from RefSeq and is a predicted model, not a curated record.